This is a messenger RNA of Caenorhabditis remanei, 2166 nucleotides long. RefSeq lists its product as uncharacterized. The record is from RefSeq and is a predicted model, not a curated record. Gene Ontology annotation, molecular function: protein binding; histone methyltransferase activity. The coding region runs from base 1 to 2166 and encodes 721 amino acids. The transcript has 4 exons. Gene Ontology annotation, biological process: chromatin remodeling. NCBI's taxonomy places the organism in Eukaryota, Metazoa, Nematoda, Chromadorea, Rhabditida, Rhabditidae.
AUGGAUUCUCAAAAAGUUUCCCGCAAAAGAACUAAACGAAUCGCUUCAGAACAAUUUGAGUCUGUGAAGAAUCAGUCAUCGGCAGCCAAAAAGUCAAAACUCGAACAGUUAGAAGAAAAACUCGAGAAAGUUGUGAUGACAGAAGAGGUUGGAAACAAGAAAAUCCCCAAAGCGAAAUCGGCAAAACCGAGUGAAAUUUACAAACGAUCUAACAAGAAAAUAGAUUAUACAUCUCCAUUCAUCCAAAUUUACACCACAUCUGAACCAUCCAAAGGGGAAAUCGAAGCCGAAAAGGAAAGAGUGGCAGAAGUUUGCAAAGAUAUUUUGACUGAGUUUGAGAAGCAUUGUGACAAGGAAUUCGCCGAGAUAAGUGCCGGUAUGAAUCAGAACGUUUUCAAGAAAACUAAUUUGGAUCGACCGAAGUACGCGCCGUUGGUCAUGAAGGUGUCCGGCAUUAAAAAAAUCAAAGUCCCACCGAUACCCGAAGCAUUUAAAGAAAAAAUCGCUAAGAUCCCAGAGUUUUUUGAGCCAUUGAUGGCGAAUGUAGAUGCGAAAGACGAAGAACAAUUAACGAAUUUGCCAUCGGUCCACGAAACGACUGAUGAUGCACUAUUGCACAAAUAUCUACACGAGCAUUAUGAAAACGGGAUUCAUGGGGAUAUGCCAAACAAAUUCCUUAUCAACAGAGAGAUUUUAUUCAACGUGAUGAAAACUUUGAUUCCACAAACGUCCAAUCCAGAUCUUCUCUACUAUGCCUUGUACCAAACCUUCCCGAAUUAUGGCUCACAGAGUGAAUUUUCAAAGUUGUUCCCUUCUCUCCGUCGUACUUAUGCAUUCUUUGAUAGGGAAUUGAUUGGUAUCGAAACAUGGAAGUCUCAAGAAGAUCGAGUUUGUAUCCAUGCAAACAGGAAACAAUUCGAAAUCACGUAUCCAGACACUCGUAAAAACUACUUGGUGAAAGCAAUUGAUCUCCCAAUCGGAAAUGGCGACGAAACAUGCUCUGAAGCUUGUUAUAAAGGACUUACCAAAGAUAAAAUCAUAUCUCUCAUGAAGAAGUUCGUUCCAGAAGGUUUGAAUCGAGUCAAAUUGUAUAUCAGAAAGUUGACACCUCUCAAAGAAUCUCCAUUUUUGAAUGCUCUGCUCAAGCAAAAUAACGAAGAGUUGUUGACAAACUUCUGUCAUAUUGCAAAAUUGUUCCCGGAAAGAGAGUGUAGUGCGUGGUUUGAAGUACUGCUUAACGUCUCAACACAACCGGUUGGAAACAAUUUAGAAGACAUAAACCCACUCGCAAGCUUCACAGCACGAGAUCAAGCAUUUCGUCGGUCUAUGGGACCUGAAAAGAAGAAGCAAGGCGGAACACUAGACAUUUGUAUUCCAGCAACACCUUGUGAUCAUCUUGGUCCUUGUGGCCCAGAUGUCCCCUUAUGCUCGUGUAAAGUGGCGUGUUCAGUUUAUUGCAACUGUGAUUCCAACUGCAGGCGAAAGUUCCCAGGUUGCAAUUGUAAAGGAGGCACAUGCCGUACUACUCGUUGUCCUUGCUUCUUGGCACAAUACGAGUGCACAGAGUUAACAUGUGGACCUUGUCUUCACAAUGAUGACGGGAGUGAUCAAUUUUGCAAAAACAAUGGUAUCUCUCGAGGAAGCUUCAUAAAAAUUAUUGUGAAGAAAUCUGGCAUUGCUGGAAACGGAGCCUUCAUAGAGCAAGAUGUUGCAAAAGACGAGUAUAUCGGCGAGUAUGUAGGAGAGAGAGUCUCUGAAGAAGAAAGCGAACGUCGAGGCAAGCUGCAGGCACUCAAAUCAAGUUAUCUUUUCGGUUUCGGCGAUGGAAAAGAACAGUUUGGUAGCAUUGAUGCGUGUCGUGCCGGAAAUUCUUUUCGCUUUGUGAACCAUUCCGCUAAGCCUAACUGUAGAAUUAGAUACGCGCUCGUAAAAGGAGAACUCCGAAUCGGCUUUUACGCAGAAAGAAAUCUAAAAGCUGGCGAAGAGCUGACUUUCGACUACGCCUACGAAGAUGAACAUGCCCAAAGAUUCUUCAAAUUAGCUCCAGAAGACAGGGUUCCCAAGUUCAGAUGUUUUGAAAAGAAGAAAUCAAAAAUUGAGAAAGUCAAAGUCAAAAAAAUUUUGAAAAACGCAGAUAAAGUUCAAAAGCCCAAAACUUCGUUCUGA